GACGCUCUGUGCCGUUGCCGGUAUAACGUUCCCGGUGCCGGGGGCGGGGGCAGGUGGCGGCAGGUGCGUGCGCGGGGCCGGGCCGUUGACGGGAGGCGGGGCCGCGGGGCCGGUGCCCGCACGGGGCCGAGCGCUGCCGCCGCCGCUUACCGCUGCGCCAUGACCGGUACCGGUACCGGAGCCAUGGACCGGAUCCUGAUGGUGUUGUGCUUGGCGGUCACCGUAUCACCGGCACUUACCGGGGAACGGCUGCACGUCUGCAAGGAGUCCGAGUACCACUAUGAGUACACAGCGUGUGACAGCUCGGGGUCACGCUGGAGGGUGGCAGUGCCACACACCCCGGGGCUCUGCACCGGCCUGCCCGACCCCGUCAGGGGCACCGAGUGCUCUUUCUCCUGCAAGGCAGGGGAGUUCCUGGACAUGAAGGCUCAGGCUUGCAGACCCUGUGCAGAGGGCACCUACUCGCUGGGCACCGGCGUCCGCUUCGACGAGUGGGACGAGGUGCCCCACGGCUUCGCCAACGUGGCCACCAACCUGGAGGUGGAGGAUGGCUUUGGUGAUGCAGUGGAGAACUGCACAGGGUCAACGUGGGAGCCACUGGGGGACUAUGUGGCCUCCAACACCGACGAGUGCACAGCCACCCUCAUGUACGCAGUCAACCUGAAGCAGUCUGGCACCGUCUCCUUCGAGUACAUCUACCCCGACAGCAGCAUCGUCUUCGAGUUCUUCGUGCAGAACGAUCAGUGCCAGCCCACGGUGGAGGAGUCUCGCUGGAUGAGGACGACCGAGAAGGGUUGGGAGUUCCACAGCGUGGAGCUCAGCCGUGGUAACAAUGUGCUCUACUGGAGGACCACAGCCUUCUCCAUCUGGUCCAAGGUGCCCAAACCAGUGCUGGUGAGGAACAUUGGCAUCACAGGGGUGGCUUACACCUCCGAGUGCUUCCCCUGCAAACCUGGCACCUUCGCCCCCGCCGCCGGCUCCUCCGCCUGCCAGCUCUGCCCUGCUGAUACCUUCUCCAGCAAAGGAGCCACUGCCUGCCAGCCCUGUGAGCCUGACACCUAUGCUGAGCCUGGCUCAGCAUCCUGCCGCCCUCGGCCGCCCUGCACCGACAAGGAUUAUUUCUACACCCACACCGCCUGCGAUGCCCACGGCGAGACGCAGCUGAUGUUCAAGUGGGCAGAGCCCAAGAUCUGCAGCGAGGAGCUCCCGCAGGCGGCCAAGCUGCCCCCGUCGGGGGUGAAAUCCAAGUGCCCCCCCUGCAACCCAGGCUUCGCCAAGGGCAACGGCAGCGCCUGCCAGCCCUGUCCCUACGGCUCCUACUCCAACGGCUCCGGCUGCCUCAGCUGCCCGCUGGGCACGGAGCCGGUGCUGGGCUUGGAGUACAAGUGGUGGAACGUGCUGCCCCCCAACAUGGAGACCACCGUCCUCAGCGGCAUCAACUUCGAGUACAAGGGGAUGCCAGGCUGGGAGGUGGCCGGGGACUACAUCUACACAGGGGCAGGAGCUUCGGACAACGACUUCAUGAUCCUCACGCUGGUGGUCCCGGGCUUCAGCCCCCCAAGCCCACUGCUGGAGGACACAGAGAGCAAGGAGGUGGCCAGGAUCACCUUUGUCUUUGAGACCAUCUGCAGUGUCAGCUGUGAGCUCUACUUCAUGGUGGGCAUCAACUCCCGCACCAACACGCCGGUGGAGACCUGGACGGGUGCCAAGGGCAAGCAGUCCUACACCUACGUGGUGGAGAAGAAUGCAACCACCAGCUUCACCUGGGCCUUCCAGCGCACCCCCUACCACGAGGCGGGCCGGCGCUACACCAGUGACGUGGCCAAGCUCUACUCCAUCAACGUCACCAACGUGCUGGGGGGGGUGGCCUCAUUCUGCCGCCGCUGUGCCCCCGAGCCCGCCGGGUCCUGUGCCCCCUGUCCCCCCGGGAACGCCCUGGACCGCGCCUCGGGCACCUGCCGGCCCUGCCCGCCUGGCACCUACCUGCGAGCUCACCCCUCCGACGGGACCCCCACCUGCCACUUCUGUGGCCCUGGCACCCACAGCAACCAGCUGCGUUCCCUCUGCUACAACAACUGCAGCCUCUCGCUGCCGCUGCCGGGGCACCUCCUGCGCUUCGACUUCUCGGCGCUGGCCCCGGGCGCCGCCUUCGCCAGCGGCCCCAGCUUCACCGCCAAGGGCCUCAAGUACUUCCACCAGUUCAACAUCAGCCUCUGCGGGCACCAGGGCCGGAAGGUUGCGGUCUGCACCGACAAUGUGACGGACGCGCGGCUGCCCCCGGGCCAAGGGGACGCUGCCCGCCUGGUGACGGCCUACGUGUGCCAGGCCAUCGUGGUGCCACCCGACGUCAUGGGCUACAAGGUGGCCGUGUCCUCGCAGCCUGUCAGCCUGGCAGACCGCCUGCUGGGCGUCACCACCAGUCCCACACUGGAUGGCAUCACCUCCCCCCCCGAGCUCUUCCCCGCCGGCCACGCCAGCCUGCCCGACAUCAUCUUCUUCUACAGGUCCAACGACGUCACCCAGCCCUGCAGCGGCGGCCGGGCCACUGCCAUCCGCCUGCGCUGCGACCCUCUGCGCCCGGGCGCUGGCACCAUCACCGUGCCCAGCAAAUGCCCCGAGGGCACCUGCGACGGCUGCACCUUCCAUUUCCUGUGGGUGACAGGCGAGGCUUGUCCCCGCUGCUCCUCCAGCCACUACCGCCCCAUCGUUGGCGCCUGCCUCGGUGGCAUCCAGCGAACCACCUACGUGUGGCGGGAGCCCCGGCUGUGCCGCGGCGGGCAGAGUUUGCCACCCCAGGCGGUGCGGAGCUGCCGCAGCGCCGAUUUUUGGCUCAAGGUUGGCAUCUCGGCUGGCACCGCCGCCGCCGUCCUCCUCGCCGCCCUCGCCGCCUACUUCUGGAAGAAGAACCAAAAGUUGGAGUACAAAUACUCGAAGCUGGUGAUGAAUGCGGCGGCGAAGGAGUGCGAGCUGCCAGCGCCGGACAGCUGUGCCAUCAUGGAGGGGGAGGACGCCGAGGAUGACCUGCUCUUUGCCACCAAAAAGUCACUUUUUGGGAAAAUCAAGGCCCUGACGGCCAAGAGGACGCCGGAUGGUUUCGACUCAGUGCCACUGAAGACGUCCAGCAGCGCUGGCAUGGAGCUGUGA
Molecule: messenger RNA, 3144 nt
Organism: Indicator indicator
Lineage: Eukaryota; Metazoa; Chordata; Aves; Piciformes; Indicatoridae
Product: endosome/lysosome-associated apoptosis and autophagy regulator 1-like
Exons: 22
Coding region: 160-3144 (994 amino acids)
Biological process (GO): autophagosome assembly; positive regulation of vacuole organization
Cellular component (GO): late endosome; extracellular exosome; trans-Golgi network
Source: RefSeq, a predicted model, not a curated record